This is a messenger RNA of Mytilinidion resinicola, 1858 nucleotides long. RefSeq names its product FAD dependent oxidoreductase. NCBI's taxonomy places the organism in Eukaryota, Fungi, Ascomycota, Dothideomycetes, Mytilinidiales, Mytilinidiaceae. Gene Ontology annotation, molecular function: flavin adenine dinucleotide binding; NADP binding; N,N-dimethylaniline monooxygenase activity. The transcript is spliced from 4 exons. The record is from RefSeq and is a predicted model, not a curated record. The coding region runs from base 8 to 1858 and encodes 616 amino acids.
CAUCACCAUGUCUCAGUCUCAAUCUCGUCUUGGGGGCAUCCUGCAGCACCUUUCACCUAGCUCUGGCACACCCCACAUUGUGAUUGAAGACAAAGCAGAGAUAUCAGCACCCAGCGAUGCUCCGGAGCCGCCACCUCUCAGGACUGUCUGGCCGCCUCUAGAACUAGAAGACCAUCCCAUCGAUGAAGUGCGCCCGUUGCGAGUCGUGGUUGUGGGUGGAGGGAUUACCGGGAUCAUGGCGAGCAUAUUUCUCCCCGCAAAAGUCCCCAAAAUCGAUCUUGUCAUCUACGAACGACAAUCAGAUAUCGGCGGAGUGUGGAACGCGAAUAUCUAUCCCGGAGUGCGCUGCGAUGUGCCCGCACAUGCAUAUCAAGCUACCUUCGACGCCAAUACGGACUGGAGUGAAGCGUAUGCACAAGGCGCCGAAAUCAAACAGUACUGGAAAAAUAUCGUCGCAAAGUACGACGUCGCGAAGUAUAUCCACCUUAACACACGCGUGACCGGCGCCGAGUGGUCUGAAGAAAAGGGGAAGUGGCGGGUCGGCGUGCAAUCCAGCAGCGGAGACUCCAUUGAUGAAGCUGAUUUUUUGAUCACGGCCACCGGCCACUUCAGCGACCCCAUAUUACCCACAUAUCCAGGAAUGAACGAGUAUAAAGGCCACUUACGACAUAGUUCGAAUUGGGAUCCAAAUUUUGAUCCUAAGGGAAAGAGGAUCGCGGUGAUAGGCAACGGUGCAUCUGGCAUACAAGUCCUCCCACCGCUCCAAAAGGUUGCAGCACACAUUGACCACUAUGCUCGGAGCAAGACCUGGGUAGCCGCUCCAAUCGGAGGCGAAGAUCUCGAACAGUUCGUCCGUGACAACAUCGAUCAAGCUAAGCAAAGCCCGGAAGAGUAUCUCGCAUUCCGCAAGGCAUUAGAGUCGCGGCUAUUCAGUCGAUACGGAGGCUUUUUUGAGAAGAGCGAAAAGAGUGCCAUUGCAAGGGCCGCGAUCACCAAGUUGAUGGCGAACCGCUUGGGCGACCGCAAUGAUCUCUUAGACGCCAUCAUCCCCAACUUCUCGCCCAAUUGCCGUAGAUUGACUCCUGGUCCUGGGUAUCUUGAGGCUGUUGCCGCAGAAAAUGUGGAGUAUGUUCCAACUCCGAUCGAAAGGUUUACUGCCACAGGUAUCGUGACCACCGACGGCAUUCAGAGAAACGUCGACGCAGUCAUCUGCAGCACUGGCCACGAUAUCAGCUUCAGCGUUGCAUUCCCCAUCCACGCUCACGGCACCGAUCUCCAAGCGGCCUGGCGACCUGGCGGCAACCCAGGCUUCCCAGAUUCAUAUCUCAGUUUCGCUGCUCCAAACUUCCCAAAUUUGCUCUUCAUCCUUGGUCCAAACUCCACCGGCCCCGCCGGCACGCUCUGCCACUCCGUGGAAAACCAACUAACCUACACAGCUAAAGUCUUGCGGAAGAUAAGUAGUCAAGGCAUUCGCAGCAUGGCACCCUCACAGGCCGCAACAACAGACUUCAGAGCGUAUUGUGAGAGUUUCUUCCCGCAGACGGUGAUGAGUCAGCACUGCUCCAGCUGGUACAACGGCGGGAUUAAGGGGGGAAGAAUUCACGGGGUAUGGCCAGGGAGCGCAACGCACGUGAAUCAAGUGAGGCGAGAGCCGAGAUGGGAAGAUUGGGAGUAUACGUAUAUAAACAAGCAAGGGAAUCGAUUCGGAUGGUUAGGAAAUGGAUGGAGUGAGAAGGACGUUCUAGCCCAGAAUGGGGUCGACGCAUUGACAACGGAUCUGACACCAUGGCUGCAGAAGGAGGCGGUUGAGGGAAAGGUGGACGUCAAAGGGUAUCAUGAGAAUUGGUGGGAUGCGUAG